Symbiodinium sp. CCMP2592 is the source of this 1434-nucleotide messenger RNA. The record is from the annotation of a GenBank genome assembly. NCBI's taxonomy places the organism in Eukaryota, Dinophyceae, Suessiales, Symbiodiniaceae.
AUGGCGACUCUGACAAGCAACGACGAGCAGGCUGUGUGUGGCGGUGAAGCCACUGCAGAGGACUUUGCGGAAGGAGAGGGCGGGAACGAUUUCGUUGUCUCCAACAAGCGGGACUUCUUCCAUGAAGUUGCAGAAGUACGGGAGGCCUUGAAAAAGGCAGUGCAGCCGGAUCUUCCGUCUGCAAGCUGCCGCGAGACCUGUGAGCGGAUCGGACAGAUCUGGGGCCAGUACCAGGAACAGCCCGGAUUGCUGGAUCCCUUUCUCGAGGAGAUGGUGGAACCUCUCAUGGGCGCCAUAGCUGCAGCGGUGCACAAGUCACCUCGCAACGCGACCAGCGCUCUGCCCAAUCUACAUCUGCUCAGUUCCCUGCUGUACCUGCUCACUACAGUGCGGGGCUACAAGACAGUCUCCAGAUUCUUCCCUCACGAGGCUGCCGACCUGGAGCCGUGCCUGGAAGCUGCAGAGGAGGAGGCCCGUACAGGGCAGAACGAGACUUGGUCGACGCUGUACUGCCUCACGCUGUGGAUUGGACCUCAGCUCCCAGUCCUGCCUAGUCUGUCUAUGCAUACUCUUGGAAAGAAGAUGUUUUCCAGGUACACGUUGCCUGUUCACGAUACCGCCGAUCCAAGGCCAAGCGGUGAUCGACUCUGGCGGGGUGGAGCGCUCAUCUGCUCAGUUGACUUGCUAUCGUGUACCAACUACAGCUGUUUCGAGAAAGAGCGGUGCAACACGUCAAAGUCAGUGAUGAACAACUGGCUGGCACCACCAAUGCCACCAGCUGUUCUGGGCUGCGCUGGCGGUGGCUACAUGCUUCCGCAGAAUCCGCCAGGUCUGGCAACAUACAUGAGCAUGGCCAACAUGGCCCCGGAGCUCACCCAGGUGAAGGUAGCUUCCAUUCCCGCGAAGAUGGCAGCGAAUGCAUCACCGUGGACAGGCGUCAGUGCCGGCAGCCAUGGACAUCCGGAAAUGUGUCAUCGGCCGUGCGUCUAUAUGUUCAAGUCCGGCUUUUGCCAUUUGGGUUCAUUUUGCGACCACUGCCACCUGCGCCACGAGGGGCCGUCCCUGCUAAAGCUUGACAAGAAGCAGCGUAGCAAGUUGAAGGAACUAUCCAGAGAGGAUGUCAUGGCCUUGCUCUUGCCUCACAUACGUCACCGAGUGGCCCUACACGGCCUGGGCCCUCAAACUCUCGAGCUCGUGCAAUUCCUGGAGGCAGAGAGCAUCCCGGAUCCAGUGAUCUCUGCAGAGCUGCUCCCACGAGAAUUGGACCGUCUCAAUCGUGUGCUGUCACGACUUCCCUUCUCGGCCUUAGUCAAGAUCUUUCCGCACAGCGCUCCGGAGAAGGUUAUCGAGUUGUUCGAGAGGUCGCGUUUUCAGCUUGGAGCCCAACCGAUUGCCAUCACGAGCUCGGGCGGAGGGCUACGUGUGCGUUUGUAG